Messenger RNA from Culicoides brevitarsis, 1277 nucleotides. RefSeq names its product (E3-independent) E2 ubiquitin-conjugating enzyme-like. Bases 54 to 1031 code for a protein of 325 amino acids. The record is from RefSeq and is a predicted model, not a curated record. Gene Ontology annotation, molecular function: ubiquitin conjugating enzyme activity. Lineage: Eukaryota; Metazoa; Arthropoda; Insecta; Diptera; Ceratopogonidae. The transcript has 2 exons.
AACAAAAGAGUCUCAAUUCGGCGUAAACAGAAAAAUUGCAAAAUACGCAGAAAAUGAGCGAACAAAGAGAAAUAUCAGAAAAUGAGGACCCGGAUCUGGCGGAAGACGAAGAGGAUGAUGACGAGGACUGCUUCGGCUUCGAUGACGAUUCGUACUUUAACUUCCAAGACGACGAACCUCCGGGCGGUGAAAAACCUCCGGGUACCGACGAAAAUCAAAAUGUCUCAAAAUUAUUCGAAUUUUUGGAUGAAGCGCCGCCCGAUCACUCGUUUUUGCGACAUCAUUUCACGCCGAACGACAGUAAAGUCUUCACGUGUGCAAUGGUUUCCGAGCGAACGAUGAUGCUGAGGGACCUGCCUGAAGGAGUCCACGUUAAAUUUUUCGAAAAUCGCCUCGAUUUGUCCACCUGUAUGAUAGAGGGUCCCAAACACACCCCAUACGCGGACUGCCUCUUCUUCUUCGACAUCCAAAUGAGUCAGGAUUACCCGAAAUCCGCGCCCAAGGUCAAAUUCCUCUCGUACACGACGCAGAAAUUGAAUCCGAAUCUGUACGACACGGGCUACGUGUGUUUGAGUUUGUUGGGAACAUGGCCCGGAGACACUGUUGAGACAUGGAGUGCAGCGAAAAGUUCACUUUUGCAGCUUUUUGUGUCGAUUCAAGGCUUAAUUCUCGUUGCUGAGCCUUUUUACAACGAACCUGGUUACCAUCAUAAACGAGGAAUUCCCAAAUUUGCUGAAAAAUCGCAAAAGUACAACGGAGAUAUCAUGCGACUCGUGUUGGGAAGUAUGUGGCGUCAAAUUGAAAGAAGUCCAAUGUGCUUUGCGAAAGAAGUAGAGGAACAUUAUACGGCGAAAGGACAAGAAAUCUGUAAUCGGUUUGAAAUGUAUUUGGAAAAUCCGUCAAUUGCUCCAUUCCCGAUGGUAAAAACUGAAGAUUUUACAUAUGCUGCGAGUGAAUUGAAAGCUCUCAGAGCAGUUGUGACACGAUUGCAGCAAAAACAAGCCGAAAUCCCGCCGAAAACUGCGAAUUAAUAGUCAAAAAACUUAAAUAAAAAAAUAGAAAAAAAAUUUAAAACAAUUUCGAUAAUUGUGUCAAUCUUAAAAAAAAAGAAUUUAGUAUUAUAUACCAAAAAAAAAAUGUAGCAUAAAUUUAUUACAGUGCAAAGUUAGUAAUAAGUUAUUUUUAUAUCGAAUCAAAUUGAAUGAAUGGAUUGUUGAAUCAAAACACAGGAGCGUACUGUAAAGAAAAACAAAAAAAAUACUGAAAAUUCCUAAAUU